CUUCUCUCAUUGAGCACAACGAAAACUCUCCACAACAGGUGUAUUCACAGUGUCCCAUCAAGAAGGGAACCGGUAUUGAGCAGUGUUUCAAGAUCACCACGAUGUGCAGAGGUGAUGAACAGAACCUAAGUCAAUUGAUGCACCACAGCGAGGGAUCCUAUGUACGAUCAUUUCAAAAAUUCUUCAUGAACCUUCCGCUUGCAUGUUUAGUUGGACGUGAUAUUCUUGCAGUGCAUGGAGGCAUUAGUCCAAAACUACGGUCACUGCAGGAUAUACGUGAGAUUGCACGCCCCAUUGAUGAGUUUAUGAAAGGAACUCUAGCAUGCGAUUUGGAUUGGUCUCAUCCAGACACGCUGAAUAAAGUGGCUGAGUUUGAACAGAACUUCGAGAGAGAAGCAACCGUAGGCAUAGGUCAGCUGUUUUCCCAGUCGGCAGUGAAAGAUGCAUGUAGGAGACUGAAAGUGAAGAUGAUCAUCCGUGGACAUC
Cooperia oncophora is the source of this 486-nucleotide messenger RNA. The record is from the annotation of a GenBank genome assembly. NCBI's taxonomy places the organism in Eukaryota, Metazoa, Nematoda, Chromadorea, Rhabditida, Trichostrongylidae.